This is a messenger RNA of Metschnikowia bicuspidata var. bicuspidata NRRL YB-4993, 1356 nucleotides long. Its product is annotated as putative alanine--tRNA ligase. Gene Ontology annotation, molecular function: Ser-tRNA(Ala) deacylase activity; alanine-tRNA ligase activity; ATP binding. Lineage: Eukaryota; Fungi; Ascomycota; Pichiomycetes; Serinales; Metschnikowiaceae. The record is from RefSeq and is a predicted model, not a curated record. The transcript has a single exon. The coding region runs from base 1 to 1356 and encodes 451 amino acids. Gene Ontology annotation, biological process: alanyl-tRNA aminoacylation; regulation of translational fidelity.
AUGGCUUCUUGCGUAACCAGUUCCACCAUAGUGGGUGCUUUAGCGUGCCAGAGAAACUCAUUUCUCAAGACUUUUCAGACAACAGUGGUUUCCUGCAAAAAGUACGAGCCAAUCAAAACCUCAAAAGAUAAGCAGAACCAAAACAAGAAAAGCACUGAAAAAGAGCAAAAGUUUGAGGAAUCAUUGUAUGCUUUGGAGCUCCAGGACACUAUUCUAUUUCCUGAAGGAGGGGGUCAGCCCUUUGACACGGGAAACAUAGCGACGGCUUCAGAAAAGAUUCCUGUGCAAAUGGUGCUCCGCCAGGAAUUGACUGCGGUACAUGUAACACCCAAACCGGUGGAAGUAGGCUCGCAGGUUUCCCUUGAGGUCGAUUGGAAAAGACGGCUUGACAUUAUGCAGCAACACACGGGGCAGCAUUUGAUAUCCGCAGUGUUUGAUACUUACGAUUUGGAAACAUUGAGCUGGUCUAUGGGCGAUACAAUCAACUACAUCGAGCUUCCCCGCAAAGUUGAGCAGAGCAUCAUCGAUGAAGUGAGCGAGAAAGUGAAUGACAUGAUUGUGCAGGGUAUUCCAAUCAAGGUGACUACGCCAGACCAGCUGGGCAGAGAAAUUGACACAUCCCAUAUUCCAGACGACUACGACUUGUCGAAAGGUAUUGUAAGAGUCGUGCAGAUCGGGGACAUCGAUUCUAAUCCAUGUUGUGGUACCCAUUUGACCAAUACUGGGCAAAUUCAGGCGGUCUCAUUCUUGCAUCAGACAAAUGUGCGCGGCGGAAAUUCGAGACUCCACUUCAUGUGUGGCUCCAGAGUCUCUCGUCAGCUUGCCGCAUAUCAUCUGAUGCUCAAAGAUGUUCUGGGGACGCAGUUGUCAUGCCAGAUUGAUGAAGUCGCCUCGAAGGUUGCUGACCUUAACCAAAAUUACAAGAAAAGCCUGUCGAGGGAAAGCACCCUUUUGAAAGAGUUGGCUGCUAUUGAAGCAUCAAAGGUGUUUACGUUGUUCAGGGACACAAAUGCAAAGAUUGCGUCCAUUUACAGACAAGACAGCUCGCCAGAAUACCUCACAAUGGCGCAAAAAGAGCUCACCACACUCAUCAAUGCAAACAAAGAUGCUGGUGUAGAUUUGUCCCUGGCCCACACUGUCGUGUACCUCAAUGGUGACUACAAGUCCGGGAAUGGAGGAAUGGUGAAAAUCAUGGGGCCCCUCGCAGAAGAAAUACAGCAGAAAUUAAAAUGUCUCAUCAAAAACAUUAAGGGGGGCGGAAAAGGUACAUCGUUUCAAGGAAAAAUCACCAAGUACGAGAAAGGAGAAGUCGAGAGCGUGUUGCGAUACUUGGAGUCAUUGGCGUUGCCCGAAUAG